GAUAAGCCAGCUGCCAUUGCCCAAGAGAUAACUCAGGUAGGAAAGAAUAUUUUUCAAUGUGACAUAUGUGGGAAAAUGUUCUAUAAAGAGAUUAAACUUUCUCAACAUCAGAUUACACACACAGGAGAGAAACAUGAUAAAUAUGGCAAAGGUCAGAAAUCUUUUAUUACGACAUCACGUGCUACUUCAUAUCAAAGAACAUCUACAGGGAAGAAGCUUUAUCCUUGUAAUGAACAGGAGGAAUUUUUCUAUCAGCAGUCAGACCUUACUGUGCAUCGCAGAAUUCACACAGAGGAAAUGUCCUAUGGAUUUAUUAAGUGUGGCAAUGACUUUGAUGAAAAUUCAUUUCUCAGCUGUCAUCAGAGAAUUCACACAAGUGAAAAACCAUAUGAAUGUAAUGAAUGUAGAAAAUUUUUCUACCAUAAUUCUGCCCUUACAGUUUUUCAGAGAAUUCACAUAAGUGAGAAUCCAUAUGAGCUUGAAGAAAGUCAAAUUUUCUACAGUAAGUCAAAACUCAAAAAUCAUGAGAGAAUUCACAUUGCUGAGAAACCGUUUGAAUGUAACAGAUGUGGAAAAACCUUCUACCAGAAUUCAGACUUCAGCAAGCAUGAAAGAAUUUAUAAGGAAUGUGGAAAAUGUAACCAAAAGUCAGAUCUGAAGACAACUCAGAGAAUUCACACAGGGGAGUACCCAAAUGAAUGUAAAGAAUGUGGGGAAGCUUUUAGCCAAAAGUCAUCUCUCCACGGCCAUGAGAGAAUUCACAAAGGCAAGACACCAUAUGAAGGUAAGGAAUGUGGAAAAGCUUAUAACAAAAAGUCAGCCUUCAGCAUGCAUGAAAGAACUCACCCAGGUGAGAAAACAUAUGAAUGUAAAGAAUGUGGAAAAGCUUUUAACCGAAAGUCAAACCUCAGCAUCCAUCAGAGAAUUCACACAGGUGAGAAACCGUAUGAAUGUAUAGAAUGUGGAAAAGCUUUUACACGAAAGUCAUUCCUCAGCAUGCAUCAGAGAAUACACACAGGUGAGAAACCAUAUGAAUGUAAAGAAUGUGGAAAAGCUUUUAACCAAAAAUCAUCCCUCAACAAGCAUCAGAGAAUUCACACAGGUGAGAAACCAUAUGAAUGUAAAGAAUGUGGAAAAGCUUUUAACCAAAAGUCGAUCCUCAGUGGGCAUCAGAGAAUUCACACAGGUGAUAAUCCAUAUGAAUGUAAAGAAUGUGGAAAAGCUUUUAACCAAAAGGGAAUCCUCAGCAAGCAUCAGGAAACUCACACAGGUGAGAAACCAUAUGAAUGUAAAGAAUGUGGAAAAGGUUUUAACCAAAAGUCGACCCUCAGUAGGCAUCAGAGAAUUCACACAGGUGAGAAACCAUAUGAAUGUAAAGAAUGUGGAAAAGCUUUUAGCCAAAAGUCAAACCUCAUCAUGCAUCAGAGAACUCACACAGGUGAGAAACCAUAUGAAUGUAAAGAAUGUGGGAAAGCUUUUAAUCGAAAGUCAAACCUCAGCAUGCAUCAGAGAAUUCACAGGUGAGAAACCACAUGAAUGUAAACAAUGUGGAAAAGCUGUUAGCGAACAGGUAUCAUUCAGAUUGCAUCAGAGAGUUCUCACAGGUGAGAAACCAUAUGAAUGUAAAGAAUGUGGAAAAGCUUUUAAGUGAAAGUCUAACCUCAGCAUGCAUCAGAGAAUUCACACAGGAGACAAACCAUACGAAUAUAAGCUGUGUGGGAAAACUUUUAAGCAACAGGCAUCAGAAUUCACACAGUGAGACACCAUAUGAAUGUAAGGAAUAUUGAAAAGCUUUAAACCAAAUGUCAGCCUUCAGCAUGCAUUAGAGAAUGCACCCAGGUCAGAAACCCUAUGAAUGUAAUGGAUGUCAAAGAAUGUUUAACUACAAGUCAUACUUCAGGAUACAUUGGUGUACCCACUAACACAAAAAAUAUUAUGAAUGUGAAGAAUUUUGAAAAGCUUUUAACCAAAAAUCAAUCCUCAGGUGGCAUCAGAAAAUUCAAACUGGUGAGAAGGCCUACAAAUGUCAUAAAUGUGGAAAAACCUUUAAAAAGAAGUCAUCCAUCUUGGUGCAUCAGAGUACUCACACAGUAAAACUAAAAACCUUAUGAAUGUAAAAAACAUGGAAAAAUCCUUUAACUGAAAAAGUCCAACUGUCAGCCUGCAGCAGAGAAUUCAUACAGGUGAGAAGCCCUAUGAAUGUACUGAAUGUGGAAAACUUAAAAAGUCACACUUUAGAAGACAUCAGGAUAUGCACACAGGAAAAAAAUCCUUAUGAAUGGAACAAAUAUGAUGUCUUUUAUUGGAACUCCCUUAAUUGACAUAAAAGAAUUCACACGGGGGGAAAGUCACAGUGAAUGUAAUUUGUAUGGGAAAAUAUUGUGCCAGAAGUCACACCUCAAGAUAUAUCAGAUAACCUACAUUAAGGAGACCUGUAAAUAUGUACUUGUUUUCAGGUAUUGGGGAAUGUUUUGAGGAUUCCCUAUUGAUAUAAAAAUUUGCUGAUGCUAGAGUCCCUUCUUCAAAUGGUGCAGUGUUUGUGUCUUAUCAAUUCAUGUCCUGCCAUGUACAUUACUUAAGAUGUUGGGGAAAAUGUGAGUACUCUGUAAAUAGUUGUUAUAGUGUGUUGUUUUUUUUUGUAGAAUUGUUUCCUUUAUUUCAUAAUUGUAUUUUUAAAGAUAUUUGAUAAGUAGUAGGUUGACUAACACGAUGUGUAAUACUCAUGGAAGGAGGACUGUAAUGAGUGUGAAAACAUCUUUUCUCCAAAGUCUCAAGGCCGACUAUUGUUAGAGCACUGUUGCUUAUAGCAUUGUGCUCAUGACACAGUCAUGCCCCAUCAUUACAAUCAUCCCCAUAGCAGCCACUCACGAAAAAAUAAAUAAAAAUAGAAAAUGAGUCACAUCAUGCAGGCAUUAGAGAAUUUUCACAGUGGAGAAAUUCGGCAUGGAUUAGACUGGCUAUGUGUUUUCUAAAUACAACCACCCUUUUCUCUUGUAUACAUAGCCUGCAAUUUCAGCCUUCUGUGAUUGGGUUGAUGACCAUGUAAUUUGGCUCUGUUCAGUGGAACAUAGAUAUAAGUGAUCAACAUUACUUCCAGGCCAGGCAAUAAAAAAAAAAAAAUGCCAUGCAGAUUUUCCUGAUUUCUCAUGUUCCCUGUGACUGAAUGAAGAUGAUUCCUGGGUGGAGCUGGGGUCCACAGGUGGGAAAAAUCCACCCUAACUUAAAUUAGAAGGAAUUGAAGAAACCAGAGAUAUUCCCACCUCUAUCCCCAAACCUCCAUUUAUACAUUAUAUGAGAAAUUCUUUCUUCAUUCAGCCAUUCUGUGUGUGCUUUGUCUGUACUAGCCCACUGCAGCUAAUUGAUUUUACAAACUUUCUGAACAGUUACCAGUCCUUGUAUAUGGGAAAAGAAUCCUGUGUUGUCACAUUUUAUAACCAAAUCAGUAUAUGGUAAAAUCAAAUUAUGGGGAGAAUCAAUGCAAUAAAUAUGGGACAUCGUAUUGGGCAGGAACACCUCAUUGAAUAGUUAAAAUAAAGUUAAAUACCCAUCUAAUCUUUAAUGUGUGAAUGCUUUCAAGAAAAAG
Cynocephalus volans (Philippine flying lemur) is the source of this 3583-nucleotide messenger RNA. Its product is annotated as zinc finger protein OZF-like. Gene Ontology annotation, cellular component: nucleoplasm. NCBI's taxonomy places the organism in Eukaryota, Metazoa, Chordata, Mammalia, Dermoptera, Cynocephalidae. The record is from RefSeq and is a predicted model, not a curated record. The transcript is spliced from 2 exons. The coding region runs from base 76 to 1524 and encodes 482 amino acids. Gene Ontology annotation, biological process: regulation of transcription by RNA polymerase II. Gene Ontology annotation, molecular function: DNA-binding transcription repressor activity, RNA polymerase II-specific; RNA polymerase II cis-regulatory region sequence-specific DNA binding.